AUGGAUUUCUGCCGGGCUGAGGAAAUGGUGAUGGGUCAGGAGGCAGUGAUUCAGGUGAUGAGGGAGAUGAGGCCAUUGGUACCUGAUGACUCUGAAGUGCUGAGUCUCAGUGCUGCCAGAGGCAACCCCAGUGAUCGAUUUCAAGAGGUCACACUCAGAUCUGUCUCCUGUGAUUUUGAAUGGCCUUGUUCCUGGAUUCUGUCAAAUCACAGCGGCAGAGGGGACUGGCAUGUUAUGUUGCCACAGCAACUUGGGCUGAGCAUGCGAGCCGUGCAGCCAAUUACUGAUCACUCUGUUGGAGGCCCUGACGGUCACUUCCUGAUCUUAACAGCUGUGGAAGCAGAGACAGCAGGAAAUUGUGAGUUCUCCAUCACCAGCCCAGUACUCUCCCGCAGUGGGGCAUUGUGCUGCCUGCAGCUGGCUGUGUUCCAACCGGAGCACAGUCGAGGGAACCUGUCGGUCCAACUCAAACUGCUGAACUCUGCCUCGGUUGUCAGUUUACCAGCUCUCAUUGACUUGGGGCAGAAUGGUACCAGGGAACAGUGGGAGGUGCUUGAGGUCCAAAUCGGCCAACUGGAUGAACCCUUUCAGGUGACGCUGUUAUACUCAACCUGUGGGGAGAAGGAUAGGACCACACUGGCCAUAGACUCACUGGAGCUGAAAAACUGUGAUGUGGGUAAGUCUCAGAACCUGGAGUGUGUGCAGGGUGAGUCUUUCCAGUGCGACCUGGGCGGAUGUAUCGACCAGAGCAGGGUGUGCAACUUUCACCGAGACUGCCCCCUGGGGGAGGAUGAGGGAAUGGUUUGUGAUGCUCUGCCUAUGGGGGCCCACUGCUCGUUCAAUUCUGGUCUCUGUGGAUGGACAGUGUCUGGGACCUCCUCCACCUGGACACUGACCAGUGGUGCAGAGAUGGCCACCAGUGAGGACCUGCUUGGGAUCACGCUCCAGAACACUGAAGGUAACUUCCUGUUCUUGAAGCUGAGGGACAACAAAACAGGUGGUGAGGCCCUGGCUCAGAGCCCUGCUCUUCCACCAGCUGCUGCAAGCAGAGACUGUCAGAUACAGUUCUCCUUCUACCUUUUUGGGAAGUUCAAUGGCACGGUGCUGCUGUCAGUGGAGGAGAACGCCACUGCAGCGGUUCCUCUGGUGUGGGAGAGGUCUGGACAAAGGAAAGACAGCUGGCAGAACAUUAAUCUGGAGCUAUCAGAUGUCUUGAAUAGCUUCAGCAUCAGCCUGAGGGUCCAAUGGGGAUGGGGCUCUAGUGCAGACAUUGCCAUGGAUCAAAUCUCCCUGGGGGCAUCCUGUUUUGACACAGACCAGAACCCAGUGUUUCUUAAGCACAGGUUCUUCCAUGACAUGGACAUCAUGGACGACUUGGAUUUUUUCAGCCCACUUCCAGAGCCCUCUGUUUCAGAAGUGUCCUCCAUGACUUGGUGGUUCACCUCUUGUGGUGCCAGCGGACCCCGGGGGCCCACGCAGGCCCAGUGUGACAGUGCCUACCGCAACACCAACGUCAGCGUGACUGUGGGCAAGGAGGGACCACUCAAGGGCGUGCAGAUGUGGAGGGUGCCUGCCACUAACCGCUACAUGAUCUCAGCCUAUGGGGCCGCAGGAGGAAAAGGGGCCAAGAACCAUAACAAGCGCUCGCAUGGGGUCUUCAUCUCUGCCAUCUUCCCGCUGGAGAAGGGAGACAUCCUAUACAUACUGGUCGGACACCAGGGCGAGGACGCUUGUCCAGGGAGGAAUGCCCUGACACAGAAUAUCUGCCUGGGAGAAUCUUCAGUGAUUGAGGAUGGGCUUGAGCUGAUGGAGUCGGCCGGGGGUGGAGGCGGUGGUGGGGGAGCCACCUACAUCUACCGGGUACGAACCUCAGUCCCCCCUCCACCUCUUCCUCUUCUCAGGUGCUAUUAUCUAUCCUCACUAACAUCCCUCUUGCAGAUGGAGGAUGGGGUGGCAGUGCCUCUUCUGAUCGCAGCAGGCGGUGGGGGGAAGGCAUACUUGGAAGACCCAGAGAGUAGCUUGGACCCCAUCCCCCUGGAGCAGUAUGAGAAUGACACCGUUGCGGUAGGCACCAAUGGCAGGACCGCAGCUGCAGGGGGAGGUGGGGGUUGGAGUGAUAGAUCUAGCACCCCUUGGGCAGGGAAGUCCCUCCUGGAGGGGGCAGAGGGGGGGUCUUCCUGUCCUCAGGCCCUGUCCAGACUGGGCUGGGCCACCUAUGGUGGGUUUGGAGGAGGGGGUGGAGCCUGUACUGCUGGAGGAGGUGGAGGGGGAUAUAGAGGUGGUGAUGCUGCUUCCACUGAUGACAUUACAGCAGACGGACAGGAUGGGAUUUCCUUUGUGCACCCUAUUGGUGAGAUCUUCCUGCAACCUCUGGCAGCCAUGGAGAGUCAUGGGGAGGCGGAGAUCAAAGUCCAGCUCAACUGCAGUCACUGCCAGUCUCAGAGCUGCAAGCGUGAUGAAGACACAAAGGUCAUCGUCUGCCUCUGCCACAAUGGGGAGAUGCUAGCGAGGGACAAUGUUACCUGCACAGCUCCACGAGGCACUACAGCUGAGGGGCACCUGUCCCUGCCGCUCAUCCUGGCUGUAGUGGCAUCAACGGUGGUGAUGGGCAUCGUCCUGACGUGCGCCAGCCUCAUGUUCAUCUACUACCGCAAGAAGAACCAGCUGCAUGCAGCCAGGGUUCGACUGCAGAGCCCCGAGUACAAGCUGAGCAAGAUCCGCUCCUCAACCAUUAUGACUGACUACAACCCCAAUUACUGCUUCGCCAGCAAGGUGGCCUCCCUGAGUGAGCUGAAGGAGGUGCCUCGCAGGAAUAUCACACUGCUUAGGGCCCUUGGUCAUGGUGCUUUUGGGGAGGUGUAUGAAGGCCAAGUCUUGGGAAUUGGUGGAGACAAUUCAGCCCUGCAGGUUGCCAUCAAGACUCUGCCUGAAAUCUGCUCAGAGCAGGAUGAAAUGGACUUCUUAAUGGAGGCCCUGAUUAUGAGUAAAUUCAGCCACCAGAACAUUGUGCGCUGCAUUGGGGUCAGUCUGCAGAUCCUCCCCCGAUUUAUCCUGCUGGAACUCAUGACUGGAGGGGACCUGAAAAGUUUCCUGAGGCAGAACCGACCCAAAGCUGGCCAAACCUCAUCCCUCUCCAUGCUGGACCUUCUGAACAUGGCACGGGACAUUGCAUUUGGAUGCCGCUACCUGGAGGAGAACCACUUCAUCCAUAGAGACAUUGCAGCCCGCAACUGCCUGCUGACCUGCCCUGGGCCAGGGAGAGUGGCUAAGAUUGGAGACUUUGGGAUGGCUCGUGAUAUAUACAGGGCCAGUUAUUACAGAAAAGGAGGUCGUGCCAUGUUGCCUGUCAAGUGGAUGCCGCCUGAGGCCUUCUUGGAGGGUAUUUUCACAUGCAAGACUGAUAUCUGGUCAUUUGGGAUACUUUUGUGGGAGAUCUUUUCAUUGGGCUACAUGCCCUACCCCUGCAAGACCAACCAGGAGGUUCUGGAAUUUGUGACCAGUGGGGGCAGGAUGGACCCUCCCAAGAACUGCCCAGGGCCUGUGUAUCGUAUCAUGACCCAGUGCUGGCAGCACUGCCCAGAGCAUCGGCCCAACUUUUUUACCAUUCUAGAAAGGAUCAACUACUGCACUCAGGACCCUGAUGUCAUUCACACACAGCUGCCUGUGGAGUAUGGACCCCCAGUAGAAGAGGAGGGCCUCACAGUAACCCGCCCUGAGGAAUCUGGGAGCAUGACCCCACUGCUAGUGUCCCCUUCUCUGCCCCAGGAACAGGAACCCCCACCUCAGCCUUCCAACAGUGCCUCACUCCCUCAUGUGCACCGGCCCCUCCUUCUGCUGCAACGCUGCCAGGAAGUGGCUGACCAUAGAGAGGUGCCGGAAGCUGCCUGGACAGAGCCCGUCCCUCACCCAAGGGUGUGCCCUGGAUCCUGGCUCCACCCAGACCACCAGCCCUGCCCUGCAGCCAGCUCUUCCUCCAGUAGCCAGAAACUGAAAAACAAGACCAAGAAUCUGUGGAACCCCACCUAUGGCUCGUGGGUGAUUGAGAGUUUUGGCCGGGCCAAGAAGCCGGUGUCCCACACGCAGUCCAUGCCCCUGUCUGGCACUUCGUCCCCUGUGACAGCCUCGCCCAUCCUGGAAAGGGAUGACUCCGGAUUUGAUGGCAAUGCCAGCUCCCCUCCCCCCCGCUGUCAUGCAUCCCCGUCUGCUCCAGCCUCCGCUGCACUCUCCAGCCUCCAGUGCCCUCCCAGCCUGUCCUCCCGCAGGGGGCUGGCAGAGGUGGCGGGCAGCCCCACAGCUGUAACAGACCUGGCCAAGCUGCAGAGCUUCCCCUGUGGCAAUGUCAACUAUGCCUACGACGAGCAGAGCUAUGAGACUGAGACACUGCCCCUGGUUGUGGCCAAGGUCCACGAGCCCAGUGCAAGUGCUGCUCCCCCAUCCUCGGGCUGCAGCCCCUCCGCUUCAGGGGCAGGCCUGGGUGUCAAAGCCUUUAGCUUCUCCAAACCCCUGGUGAGGCGGAUUGCCAGUUACGGACACGAGGACGUCAAGCGGCACUGCAAGGCUGAGAGACCCAGCCGUGACAGGGACUCUGGCUUCUCUCUUUCCGAAGACCUGAGCGUCACACCCAUCUAGUGCUACGGAAACGCACUCAGGAACACUGGGAUAGUGCUACACUGGAGACUACUCUGCACCUCAUCCUGCUCUGCUUACAACAGCAGACAGGAGCACAUUUUAGCACCUGAUUUUGACUCAAUUAUCUGUGCUCUAUACUUGGUUAGUUAUGAUACACUUGUUUACCUUUUACAGCCGGUAGCUGUAGAGAGCCAAGAAUGAACCUUAAAACCUAGAGGAGGAAAAUCCACCAAAAAACACACCCUGCAGAAAAAGCAGAGGGAGAGUUGAGUUCAGCUGGGUAGUGCCUAUUUCAGUGGCAGCCUGUAUUGUGCUGGGUAUCUGCUCAUCUCAAUGCAAGAAGAGUGGACGGACAUGUCUCCCAGCAGUGAGUGACAGUGGUGACAACUCCACCACACAAACAUGCUAAUAUCAGCCCAGGCUCUUCAGUGCUGCUUGGCUCUCUGGGCUCUUCUGUGUUCUUUAUGCUGCAAAAACAAAGGUGAAGUUGGAAGGCUGAGAUGUUUGCGUUUUGUGUGGCAUACAUACAGCAUAAGCACGUUACUGUUGGUUAGGUUCAUUUC
This is a messenger RNA of Megalops cyprinoides (Indo-Pacific tarpon), 5192 nucleotides long. RefSeq names its product leukocyte receptor tyrosine kinase (gene ltk). Bases 1 to 4629 code for a protein of 1542 amino acids. Lineage: Eukaryota; Metazoa; Chordata; Actinopteri; Elopiformes; Megalopidae. The record is from RefSeq and is a predicted model, not a curated record. Gene Ontology annotation, biological process: positive regulation of kinase activity; regulation of cell population proliferation; multicellular organism development. Gene Ontology annotation, cellular component: membrane; signaling receptor complex. Gene Ontology annotation, molecular function: protein binding; ATP binding; transmembrane receptor protein tyrosine kinase activity. The transcript is spliced from 29 exons.